UCCAUUGCCUUGGCUAUCCACACUCCUCUCCCCAAUCGACUAGCUGCUGCUUCCGCCAUCCCCAUCAACUACUCCGUCUCCAUCAUCUCUCUCUCUCUCUCUCUCUACUUUCUAUCUCUAGAGCCCGAUCCUCUGCGGCCAUGGCUACAGUCCUCGACUCCGUCGUCGUUCCCCGAUCCUCCGCUCUCCCUUCUUCAGCCGCGCUCUCUCGGAUCCCGGCUCCCUCGUCGCUCUCGUCCUUGUCCGCCGGCGCUCGGUUGCCUCGCUACAGAGGCCUCAAGGUCGGAUCAGCUCUCCGAACUCGCUCCGUCGGAUCGCUGAGUUACGGUCCCGCUUCCGGACAAGCGAGCCGCCGUGGCGGGCUCGUCGUCUGCGAGGCUCAGGACACUGCCGUCGAAGUGCCUGCUGUUAGUGAUGCAACAUGGCAGUCACUUGUCCUAGAUUCUGAAUACCCUGUUUUGGUUGAAUUCUGGGCUCCGUGGUGUGGGCCUUGCCGUAUGAUCCACCCCAUAAUUGAUGAACUGGCAAAGCAAUAUGCUGGGAAGCUCAAAUGCUACAAAGUUAACACUGAUGAGAGUGCUUCAAUUGCAACCCGAUAUGGGAUUCGAAGCAUCCCAACUGUCAUCAUAUUCAAAGGUGGCGAGAAGAAAGAUGCCGUUAUUGGUGCUGUUCCAAAAUCUACAUUGACCACCAGCAUAGAGAAGUUCUUGUAGAGUGUGGUAAGUAUUAUUCACCUUGUUGGACCUAAGCUGUGCCUUGUAUCUGUUUCUUCUCUUUCUAGAUUAUGAUCUCUCAGAUUUCGGAGGCUUCUCUCCCAAAAUAAACUCACGUCUGCUCCUGUAUAGUUAGUUAUCUGGAUGAAGUUGUAACUAUUUUUUUUACUUUACGAGAAUGUUAGUGACUUAGUAAAUUAUUAUUAAUCGUAUGUGUGGGUUAUCUUAGACG
Messenger RNA from Malus domestica (apple), 945 nucleotides. RefSeq lists its product as uncharacterized. Gene Ontology annotation, molecular function: protein-disulfide reductase activity. The record is from RefSeq and is a predicted model, not a curated record. Lineage: Eukaryota; Viridiplantae; Streptophyta; Magnoliopsida; Rosales; Rosaceae. Gene Ontology annotation, cellular component: cytoplasm.